Penicillium crustosum is the source of this 852-nucleotide messenger RNA. Its product is annotated as oxidase ustYa family protein. The transcript is spliced from 5 exons. The record is from RefSeq and is a predicted model, not a curated record. Bases 1 to 852 code for a protein of 283 amino acids. Gene Ontology annotation, biological process: mycotoxin biosynthetic process. NCBI's taxonomy places the organism in Eukaryota, Fungi, Ascomycota, Eurotiomycetes, Eurotiales, Aspergillaceae.
AUGGACUGUAUGCUAAGCAAAGAUUCUUACGGAGAGGAUUCUAGACGAGAAUCUGGUGAGCGACUUCUUGCCGAGGAAGAAGGCACUCCCUGGAGUGGGAAUGGAACAUCGGCGCUCACUUGCACCAGAUUCCUAGCAUGUCUCUUCCAGUUGAGUGCACUUGCGUUGGUAUUCCUAGUCGGGACUCUGUUCGGUUUCCACUGGCGUGGUGACCUGGAUGGCCUUUGUAGUCGACAUGUUUCGCAAUAUUCGACUGUCAUGAAGGAAGUUGGGAUCCAGUAUAGUCUACAGGAAUUCAAUGGCUCUCUCCUGAAAGAGAAUGUUUUCCGACAAGAUGCUGGCCCAGAUGUUGAUGCGGCGUGGGAGUCCUUGGGUGUCAACUACCGCAGUGUUCGAAUACCGCCAGAGGACGCGGAACAAUCUGGCCUUGCUGCCGACCAAGUGAAGAUCAACGCGAAGUAUGGGGGAGGGUUUCCUGCAAAUGUUGAAGGCUUGCACCACCUUCAUUGCCUGAACCUCCUUCGUCAAUCUCUUUACUACAACUAUGACUAUUACCACACCAGGGGGAUGGGCCCUUCACGAACAAUGACUAUAUUAUCCGCCGCCACGUCACAUUGCCUCGAUAUUCUGCGCCAAGAGCUCAUGUGCACCGUGGACAGUGGGGUUUUGGGUCAAGUCUGGAUUUACCCCGAGAAUCCAGAGCCCUAUGUUGACUUCAACACUCAGCAUCGAUGUAAAAACUUUGACGCUGUCCGUCGCUGGGCGGAAGAGAACCAGCUUCCUCAAGAUCCCCCUUCAGACUUCCUGCAAGCACCAUUGGAAGGAGACCGGGUCUAUAGCCAAAUGCCGUAA